AUGGUCCUCCUGGUACCCAUUGCUGUUUUCCUCCUAGCCAUCACUGUCCUGCACGUCCUAACAAAGCUUUGGCUGAACAGAUAUGUCCGAGCUCUACCGCCAGGGCCCAGAGGACUCCCGAUCCUGGGAAACGUCAGCGACAUGCCCAAGCCGGGUGUGCUCGAAUGCCACCACUGGUUCGAGCACAAGAAAAAGUACGGGCCUAUCUCUUCUGUGACUGUCAUGGGCCAAACCAUA
Molecule: messenger RNA, 237 nt
Organism: Bipolaris maydis ATCC 48331
Lineage: Eukaryota; Fungi; Ascomycota; Dothideomycetes; Pleosporales; Pleosporaceae
Source: RefSeq, a predicted model, not a curated record